This is a messenger RNA of Lepisosteus oculatus (spotted gar), 3782 nucleotides long. Lineage: Eukaryota; Metazoa; Chordata; Actinopteri; Semionotiformes; Lepisosteidae. The record is from RefSeq and is a predicted model, not a curated record.
UUGCGUGGGCAUGGACAUCGGGUGCUGUACUUUUUUAAAAGAUAUGGAAGAAUCGCCUGCGAGUCUAGGAGCUCAAGACUUUGAUGUUUACAGUGCAAUGGACUGGAAAGAUGGAGUUGGAACUCUUCUAGGAAGUGAGCUGAAGUUUCGUGUGAAUGAAUUUGGAGUUUUGGAGGUGAUCAAUGACGAGACUGAAGUGGAAAGUGUCAAAAAGGCACAUGCUACAACAACAUGGGCUGUACCCACUGCACAGGAAGCUUUUUCAGAAAGUCGGACAAACAUAAAGGAGGAAAGGCCAGUGACCAGAGGAAACCUGCGCUGUGCACACUGCCAUCAGAUUGGCUCACCUCAAGACUCUCAUCCUGAUGGAAAAUUCUGCAGUGAGAAAUGUUUGCAGCAAGCACAGGAAAAUGAACACAGACCAAAGAAAGACACAAAACCCAAUGCUGAGCUGCACAGCACAAACAGAAAAAGAAAAAUACAGCUGCUUGGAAACCUAAAAGCAGAGAAUACAGAGGAUGGAGAUGACCCAAGAGAAGAGGAAGACGACUCUGAAGACAGAGCAGACAGGAAGGCGGUGAGGGGACCACAGAGGAGCCGGAGAAAGCGAAGGGGUGAUGCAGCUCUGCUCAAGCAGGCUGUACCAUAUGGAGGAAAGAAGAAGUCGUGGAGCUGGGCUUCCUACCUGGAGCAGGAGAAGGCCAUUGCUGCCCCUAGCAAACUAUUUAAAGAGCACCAGUCUUUCCCCCAUAGUAAAAAUGGAUUCAAAGUGGGAAUGAAACUGGAAGGUGUGGACCCUGAGCACCCUUCAGUGUACUGUGUUUUAACUGUUGCCGAGGUAUCAGGCUACAGAAUUAGGCUGCACUUUGACAAAUAUUCAGAUUGCUAUGACUUCUGGAUAAAUGCAAACUCCUCUGACAUUCAUCCAGUUGGAUGGUGUGAAAAAACUGGACACAAACUUUAUCCUCCAAAAGGCAUGAAAGAGGAGGAGUUCAGCUGGCAGGCCUACGUCAAAUUGUGCAAGGCUCAAGCAGCCCCCAAGGCCCUGUUUGAAAACCAAAACACAACAGUAACUCCAUCAGGUUUUCGAAUAGGAAUGAAACUAGAAGCUGUUGACAGGAAAAAUCCCACUUUCAUCUGCGUUGCUACAGUAACCGACAUGGUGGACAGUAGGUUCCUGGUGCACUUUGAUAACUGGGAUGAGAGCUACGACUACUGGUAAAGCUUUGUUUUGUGUUCCUGCCUUUCACCACAUAUAAAGUAUCUAUCUAUUUGUGCUAAACAUUUUAUGAUGAUUCAUUUUACAGAUUACCCAAAUGCUAAACAUUUCUCCUGGGAAAGGUAUUUGGAAGAAACCAAUUCAUUACCAGCACCUGCAAGGGCAUUUAAAUCGAGACCCACUCAUGGAUUCCACAGAAAUAUGAAGUUAGAAGCAGUUGACAAAAGGAACCCUAUGCUCAUCAGAGUAGUUACUAUCGUUGACACUGAUGAUCACAGAAUUAAGAUCCACUUUGAUGGCUGGGGUGAUGAAUAUGAUUACUGGGUAGACACUGACAGCCCUGAAAUCCAUCCUGCUGGCUGGUGUGCGAAGACUAUCCACCCUCUUCAGCCACCUAUCAGCCCACAGGACAUGUUUGAGUCCUCAGAACAGGGGGGCUGUCCUACCCCAGGCUGUAAAGGUGUAGGACACAUUAAAGGGGCAAGAUAUUCUGGCCAUCACAGUGCUGUAGGGUGCCCAUAUUCUGAUAUCAAUAUCAACAAGGACUCGGUUCUUCCAGACCGUCUCAGUGGAGAAAUACCUGUAUCAAGCCUGAGUAUGGCAAAGAACAGCAAAGGAGAAUCAAUCUGUGACACAGCAUCGUCUGUAGUAGAAAAACAGUUUGGCUCAAACCAAAACAACCACAGCAAGACAUGUGGAACAGAGACACUGGGUGCCCAGGAAGCAAACGAGGACUCCUCGCACAAGAAGUCUGCUUUCUUCCUUAGCAAAGGAAAGAAGCAUAGCAGAGUCGGACGCCCGUGUAAGCAACGAAAGGUAGAAGAGGAGCUGGAGGAGGAGGAGAUAGAGAGUGAAGAGUCAUCCAUCACUGAGACCAAAGAUGUUGAAGCCAGGUCCAGAUGUGUGCAGCUCACAACUGACUACCCACUGAAGCUCAGCAGGUGUGAGUCUGAAAGUGAAGAGCUCACCCUGCAGCAGGCUCUACAUCAGUCUGUGUUCAUGCCCUCCACAUCACCCAUCCCCAGCCUGCCCCUGUGCUGGGAACAGCACAGCAAGCUGCUGCCCAGUGUGGCAGGAAUAACCGCCAGUAAAGUGGCUGGGUGGACUGUUGAAGAGGUCACCGAAUUCAUCCAGGGACUACCUGGCUGUAAAGAGCAAGUGAAAACAUUCAGAGAAGAGCAAAUUGAUGGUGAGGCCUUUCUGCUGCUCACACAGGUGGACCUGGUGAAGAUACUGAGUAUUAAACUUGGACCUGCCUUGAAAAUCUACAACUCUAUUCUGAUGUUCAAAACUGCAGAGAAUUCCUACAAUGAGCUUUAACUGCAGAAACCCUUUUUGCACUUGUGCAUCUCCUGUGAGGGUUCCGAUUGAGCUGAAGCACAAAGACUCUUCUCUGAUGAAAAUGAAUUCCAUGCAAACUGAAUGCACAUAAACUCAAGGGAAUUGCACAGAAGCUUUUAUGAAAGCCUCCAAGCUCUUCUGUCUGCCAUAUUUGUACACUAAGGAUCAUCAACUGACUUUGUCUUGCCUUUCAAAUGUACAGUUUUUCGGAUUCUGGAAGUUGAAGUGUUGAUUCCACAAAAUCACACAUGAAUGUUUUUUCAGCUGGAGGAUGACUGUGUCCUUUGUUUAUAGAAAAUAAGAAAAUGACUUGAUUAGAUUCUGGUCCUGAUAAACCUGACCAGUGACCUCCUCUGACAUACAGUAUUUGGUGUACCUUUUACAGUAAAUAUCAUACACCAUUAUCAAAUUUUAGAUGAAAAUGCUGCCAUGAUUUUACUACAGAUGUUUCAGCGUCAUGAUGUAUAUUUUUAGGCUACAGUUUUCUUGUUUCGUUAAAUGGUUUUAAGACACUGGCUUUUGAAAAGUACCCCCUGGUGGCACCCUUGAAUGCUUAGAAGAGAUUUUCACAAAGUCUGAAUGUAUUUUCUAAUCAUAAAGGCAGAAAAUGUUUUAAUGAAAUUCAUGGAAAUGGUCUGAUGCAUUUUAAUGAUCAUCACCUCUUUUGUCGAAUUUUAGAUAUGAUUUUCUCUGAGCUUUUUGAGUUUUCGAAUGGCUAGUUGAAAAUUUCACAAAACAUGGAUAAAUAUUAAAAUGCAUAAAACAAAAUGUCAUUGGGUGGAUUGGGCAGUUUUCACAAUUAGAAAUAUUGUGAUGAAAUAUUAUAUGUGCACUAUUGGCUUUUGAUACUAUAUGAAUUGGUAGUAUAGAUAGGAACACCUGACAUUUUGACAUUGCUCCGUCAAUGUACAGUAUAAUACAGAUGGAGCCCAUGUAUAAUAAGUAUUACAGUCCUCUUCAGAGGUAUUGAUAGACUGUAUUCAAUUGUAAGAAAAGCAAUUUAUUAGUAAGGUCUGCAGUGAACAAAAGCAGUGUAUUCAGAAUCUUAUCUUUUGUACUCUUUUACUGUUAUUUAUUUAUUUAAUGAUACCACUGUUGUGCUAAUCAGAAAUGGGGAUGAGCUGCAUAUAAAUGUUAAUAGAAACAUGAAAGAGCCUUUUGUCAUUAUUUUGCAGGAAACUCUCAACAUGUCAUUUAUGGACAAUAAAAUAAAAUAAAAAAA